Messenger RNA from Cucurbita pepo subsp. pepo (vegetable marrow), 822 nucleotides. The record is from RefSeq and is a predicted model, not a curated record. Lineage: Eukaryota; Viridiplantae; Streptophyta; Magnoliopsida; Cucurbitales; Cucurbitaceae.
CACAUAUGGAGCUCACCAAAAUCAACAUCAGCCUCAUAAUGCUCCAAAUUCCCAAUCAAAACCAAAACCACAUAUCUUUCCUCCUACAAAUCUACGCCUCCGAUUUCUCCAUGUGGAUUCUCUUUUCUUCAUUCCUUAAUUUCGACUUCACUCUUCAAAUCCCUCUAAAUUCAUCGCCACAAUCCUCUUCCAUGGCGGACCCAGCUUUCGUCUAGGGUUUUUCCGCAUGAGAAGAACAGAGAGUUUCUGAAAGAUGGAAUCUCACCGUCCUCAUUCUUUUCUUCCUCCUCCGCCGCCAUUGACGGCCGAGAAAGCUCCUGUACCGGCGGAGAAAAUCGGAAUCGAACAGGAACUGGAGUCUCUGGCUUCGAAAAAACGCUCGGAAUCGGAAGUGCAGGAGGUCGCCGCGGGUAAGGAAAUGCUAGUACAGAUGACAACGGCGGCGGAGGCGGAGGAGGAAGGCGGACGGGAGAGGCUGAAGAGGCACCGGCGGGAGAUGGCCGGGCGAGUCUGGAUACCGGAUAUAUGGGGGCAAGAGGAGCUUCUGAAGGAGUGGAUUGAUUGCUCCGGCUUCGAUGCUUGUUUAUUUCCGACUGGAAUCGGGUUGGCGAGGGCGGCGCUGGUUGAAGAAGGAAGAAGGGCCAACAAUGGCGGAUUCAGAGUGGAGAACAGGUGCUGAAUUUACAGUCAAUUUUUUUAGGAUUAAUUGAAAUAAAAAACAAAGAAAAUUCAUUUCCCAAGCUUUGAAGAUUAUUAGUUUCCAACAUUUGGGGAAGAGGAAUUUGAAUGGAAACACAAUCAAACAAAACUGCUUUUAUUUCA